Molecule: messenger RNA, 1876 nt
Organism: Mangifera indica (mango)
Lineage: Eukaryota; Viridiplantae; Streptophyta; Magnoliopsida; Sapindales; Anacardiaceae
Product: CASP-like protein 5A1
Exons: 5
Coding region: 955-1506 (183 amino acids)
Cellular component (GO): membrane
Source: RefSeq, a predicted model, not a curated record
GUUACCAUAACCUAUUUUGCAUAAAUCUCUAAUUGUAUACAUUAAUUAGUGUUCUGGUGACAACAAAUUUCAUUAAUAGUUUUGAUACUAUAAGGACGGCUCGAAACCAUUCUUCUAUCACUUGUUAAUCAUCGGCAGAGCAAUCUUUCUCGAUGGCUCACGAAAGAUGACAUAGACGAGCCUUGGAUCUCAUGUAUGGAGUGUUGUGGCUUUCUGUCUCUCAGCAUGCCAGGCCGCUGAAAUCCAAUCAAGGGUCACUUCACUACUAGUCCAGGCAAAGUACUUUGGGCUUAAAGUUUAAAUGGGCUGGAACUUCUUAUCACUAGGCCAACACAUCUGAAUCCCAGGAUAUAUCGACCCCUCUUUUUCCAAUUUCCAUUCUUCAUUUGGCGUUCUUGACAUUUCUCUCCAUUUUCAAAAGCUGCCUUCUCAAUCAAGAUGCAGAUCUUUGUGAAAACUUUGACCAGGAAGACCAUCGACAACGUCAACGCCAAGAUCCAGGACAAGCAAGGCAUUCCUCCAGACCAGCAGCAUCUCAUCUUCGCCGGAAAGCAACUUGAGGACGGCCGUACCUUGGCCGACUACAACAUCCAGAAGGAGUGGACCUUAUACCUUCUCCUUCGCCUUCGUCGUGGCGAUUUUAAGUUCUUUGGAUUAUAUUCCUAAUAUGGAAAUUUUUUAGAUGCUAUAUAUGCCUAAUGCCUAUGUAAAUUUUAUUUACAUAAAUCCUUGCUGACUUUGACUUUGGUGUUUUGACGGUUUACUUUCAAGUUUCAACUGGUUCUGGAACAAAGUUAUAUUUAAAAAACGCUGUCGUUUUUUCCAAGAAGCGGACAUACAUCUAAAAAGGAAACGAUGAGAAUUAUAACAAUUGAUCAUAACCGUCCAUUUGGGGCACCUACGGAGCACUUCAUUCCUUUUCCAGCAUCAACGGUUCAAAUCUAACCGAGCUGAAUGAAUCAUACUAUGAACUUGAGCCGGCCGGCGGUGCAUCCGGUGGAGGCCCCCCCGUCGACGGAGGCGGCUGCCCAGAAUGGUCCCAGACUCAGAAUGAAGGAUGUACAAGGCAUGCCUGGGACACGAGGUGGCUUGAUUCUUCGUCUCUGUCAGUUUGUUUUUUCAGUCAUCUCUCUCUGUGUUAUGGCCUCCACCAGUGACUUUCAUGAAGCCACCGCGUUUUGCUUCCUGGUUCUUGCUGUUGGCCUUCAAAGUCUCUGGAGUCUAUCACUGGCAGUUCUCGACAUAUAUGCCAUCUUGGUGAAACGAAGCUUACGGAACAACAUAGUUAUCCGUUUCUUUACUGUUGGUGAUGGGAUCGCAUACACUCUUACAUUUGCAGCUGCUUGUGCAUCAGCUGGCAUCACAGUCCUCAUUGGCACUGAUCUUAAUAGAUGUGCUGAGAACCACUGCACGAGGUUUGAGACAGCUACAGCAAUGGCUUUUAUCAGCUGGUUUGCCAUAUCACCAUCCUUUCUCUUGAACUUCUGGUCAUUGGCUUCCCAGUAAAAUUUGGGUAUAGGGAAUCUAUAAUCAGCAAACAAGUCUAACUUUGAUGCACCAAUCUUUCCUAUGGAACUCCAACCAUGGAGACAAAUUAGCUGCUUCUAUAGUGUAAAUAGAUAAAGUUUUGCUAGUUGGUUUUUCAUAUGCAAGAAACAUAGAGUUCAUAACUGACUUAUUUCAAAUGAUUUUCCCCCCUUUCCCUGUUCUUUUUGGGGGUAUUCUGGUUUAUGGUAUGAUCAUAGUGGCAAUGGCAUAAUUAAUUAAUUGUCCCUUUACUUAGACGUGAUUGUUUUCUGCUCUUAUAGUCCCAAUUGUUGCUUAGAGGAAUGCUAAACAAACAAUGAAGUGAAAUAUUCAUUCUGAUGUUCGGUUA